Messenger RNA from Limulus polyphemus (Atlantic horseshoe crab), 9377 nucleotides. It is a transcript of the gene Dhc64C, whose product is annotated as dynein heavy chain, cytoplasmic-like. Gene Ontology annotation, biological process: microtubule-based movement. Lineage: Eukaryota; Metazoa; Arthropoda; Merostomata; Xiphosura; Limulidae. Gene Ontology annotation, molecular function: minus-end-directed microtubule motor activity; ATP hydrolysis activity; ATP binding. Gene Ontology annotation, cellular component: dynein complex. The coding region runs from base 15 to 9377 and encodes 3120 amino acids. The transcript is spliced from 58 exons. The record is from RefSeq and is a predicted model, not a curated record.
GAACUAUGUAGGUGAUGACUGCCUGUUUUGACGUGUUUACCACCUGGGAUGAUGAAUAUGACAAACUUCAAGGACUUUUGCGUGACAUCAUCAAAAAGAAGAGAGAUGAGCAUCUGAAGAUGGUGUGGAGAGUAAGUCCAGCACAUAAAAGGCUGCAAGCUCGCAUGGAGCAAAUGAGAAAGUUCAGGCGUCAGCACGAACAGUUGAGGACUGUUAUUGUGAGAGUGUUGCGGCCGACCAUCUCUCAACGCCCACCUCAGCCUGUCAGUACACCAAAUGAAGAUAAAGUAGAACAAAAGGGAGAAUCUACUGUUCUUGAUUCUGCUGAUGUCAAUGCUAUAGAGGAAGUAAACUUGGCAUAUGAAAAUGUGAAAGAAGUGGAUGGGUUGGACAUAUCUAAAGAAGGUACAGAAGCUUGGGAAGCUGCAAUCAAAAGGUAUGAAGAGCGUAUUGACCGUGUUGAGACUAGAAUCACAGCCCGUCUUCGUGACCAACUCGGAACUGCAAAGAAUGCUAAUGAAAUGUUCAGAAUAUUCUCUCGUUUCAAUGCUUUAUUUGUUCGUCCUCAUAUCCGGGGGGCCAUCAGAGAAUAUCAGACACAGUUAAUCCAGAGAGUAAAAGAUGACAUUGAAGCACUCCAUGAGAAGUUUAAGGUUCAGUACCCACAGAGCAAGGCUUGUCGUAUGAGUAAAGUUAGAGACCUUCCUCCUGUAGCUGGCUCUAUUGUGUGGGCCAAACAGAUCGAUCGACAGUUGUCAGUAUAUAUGAAGAGAGUGGAGGAUGUGCUUGGUAAAGGCUGGGAAAACCACGUGGAAGGACAAAAAUUGAAGGCUGAUGCGGAUAGCUUUCGAUCAAAGCUCAACACACAGGGAAUCUUCGAUGAGUGGUCAAGAAUGGUGCAACAAAGACAAUUAGGAGUUUCUGGACGAAUUUUUGCAAUUGAUAGUACCCGGGCUCGAAGUGGUAAAGGAAACAUUCUCAAGUUGCGUGUGAAUUUUCUGCCAGAAAUAAUCACUCUUUCUAAGGAAGUGCGUAAUUUACGGUGGAUGGGAUUCCGUGUGUCUUUAGCAAUCGUUAAUAAGGCCCAUCAAGCCAAUCAACUCUACCCUUUUGCCAUUUCUCUAAUAGAAAGUGUAAGGAGUUAUGAAAGAACCUGUGAAAAGCUUGCAAGGAGUAGAGCAGAUUGUGUAGCAAAGGUGGAAGACAGACCAUCUAUCAUACUUCUUGUUGCUGGUCUGAAGAAAGAAGUACAGCAUUUAAUUGCUGAGGGAAUUGGAUUAAUUUGGGAGUCCUACAGACUAGAUCCCUAUGUUCAACGUUUGGCAGAAACAGUAUCAAACUUUCAAGAAAAGGUGGAUGACCUACUUACAAUUGAGGAGCAAAUUGACGUUGAUGUGCGAUCCUUGGAAACAAGUGCUUACUCAGCCAACACCUUUACUGAUAUCUUAAACAAAAUCCAGAAGGCUGUGGAUGGCCUUAGUCUUCACCAGUAUUCCAACCUGCAUUUGUGGGUUAGCAAGUUGGAUGAAGAGGUGGAGAAAAAACUGGCAUCUCGACUCCAGGCUGGCAUCAACGCAUGGACCAAAGCUCUGGAAGGGAAACGAGAAGAGGAAGUAGACAUUUCUAUGGACACUGAUGCACCAACUACCACUGCACACAAACCAGGAGGUGAUCCCCAGAUUGCAACUCUGAUCCAUGAAGUACGUAUCACCAACCAAGUUAUGUAUGUCAGUCCCAGCGUCGAGGAAGCUCGUUUCAAUAUCCUUCAGCAGCUGUUUGCGUGGGAGAAUGUUGUUCUGUCCCAAACUCGGAUCCAGAGUACCCGUUAUCAGGUCGGUUUAGAACGACAAACUUCCCAAACCUAUCGUAACCUGUUGACCAAGAUGCCAGAUGGUGCUGCCAUCUUAGAAUCAGCCUAUUCAGCAGUAGAGAACACAAUCAAACAGAUGCAGGAAUACGUGGCUGAGUGGCUACGUUACCAGACAUUGUGGGACUUGCAACCAGAUAUGCUCUACUCAAAGUUAGGCGAAGACAUUAAUUGUUGGAUGAACACUCUUGUGGAGAUCAGGAAAUCACGUACCACAUUUGACACUACAGAAGUACGCAAAGAGAUUGGACCAAUCAUAAUUGACUAUGCAAAGGUACAAAGCAAAGUGUCUCUGAAGUAUGACUCAUGGCACAAAGAAGUUUUAGGAAAGUUUGGGUCUCUUUUAGGGAAUAAUAUGGCUCAGUUCCAUGCCAAUGUGUCUAAGUCCCGCAGUGAUCUGGAGCAACAGUCUAUUGACACUGCCACUACAUCUGAUGCUGUGUCCUUCAUCACAUAUGUUCAGUCCUUGAAGAGAAAGAUGAAAAGCUGGGAGCAACAUGUUGAGCUCUACAAAGAAGGACAGAGAAUAUUGGAACGACAGCGUUUCCAGUUCCCUAACUCCUGGCUACAUGUGGACAAUAUUGAAGGAGAGUGGUCUGCCUUCAACGAGAUCAUUCGGCGCAAAGAUGCAUCCAUCCAAACCCAAGUUGCGAGCCUGCAGAUGAAGAUUGUUGCUGAGGACAAAUCGGUAGAGUCUCGCACUGGGGACUUAUUAACAGACUGGGAGAAAAGCAAACCCAUUGAGGGCUCCUUGAAACCUAAUGAAGCUACUAGCCAACUUGCCAUAUAUGAAACCAAGUUCAGCCGACUGAAGGAAGACAGAGACAACAUUGUCAAAGCUAAGGAAGCAUUGGAGCUACAAGAACCUGGUGCUCAGACUUCAAGUGAUGAACGGUUGCAAGUAGCUUUUGAAGAACUUCAGGAUUUGAAAGGAGUUUGGCUAGAAUUGUCUAAAAUCUGGGAGCAGAUAGAUCAAAUGAAGGAACAACCGUGGUUAUCUGUUCAGCCUCGAAAGCUGCGACAACAACUGGAUGGCUUGCUUGCUCAGUUGAAAGAACUUCCAGCACGUCUUCGUCAAUAUGCGUCAUACGAGUUUGUGAAACGCCUUCUUCAAGGGUAUACAAAGGUAAACAUGUUAAUUGUGGAGCUGAAAUCAGAUGCGUUAAAAGAACGCCACUGGAAACAACUGAUGAAACAGCUGAGGGUCACCUGGGUGUUAUCAGACCUAACUCUGGGUCAGGUUUGGGAUGUUGACCUACAGAGAAAUGAGCCUAUCAUUAAAGAUGUAAUUCUGGUGGCUCAAGGUGAAAUGGCUUUGGAGGAAUUCUUAAAACAGGUUCGUGAAGCAUGGCAAAAUUAUGAACUUGAUCUUGUGAACUACCAAAACAAAUGCCGUUUAAUCCGAGGAUGGGAUGACCUGUUCAACAAAGUUAAGGAACACAUCAAUUCUGUGGCUGCUAUGAAGUUGUCACCGUAUUAUAAGGAAUUUGAAGAAGAUGCUCUAGCUUGGGAAGAAAAGCUGAACAGGAUCAAUGCUCUGUUUGAUGUUUGGAUUGAUGUACAGCGGAGAUGGGUUUACCUCGAAGGUAUAUUCACUGGAAGUGCUGAUAUCCAAACUCUACUUCCUAUGGAAACGUCACGCUUCCAAAGUAUUAGCUCUGAAUUUCUGACACUAAUGAAGAAGGUGGCCAAGUCACCACUUGUGAUGGAUGUACUAAACAUUCCUGGUGUCCAGAGGUCACUAGAGAGACUUGCAGACUUGCUCGGGAAGAUACAGAAAGCCCUUGGAGAGUACCUAGAACGAGAACGUUCUUCCUUCCCAAGGUUCUAUUUUGUGGGAGAUGAAGAUUUGCUUGAGAUUAUUGGUAACAGUAAGAAUAUUCCACGGCUUCAGAAGCACUUCAAGAAAAUGUUUGCAGGAGUUGCAAACAUUUUGCUGAAUGAAGACAACACAGUAGUGGCUGGCAUCGCAUCCAAAGAGGGGGAAGAGGUUAAAUAUUUGACUCCUGUGUCUAUUGCUGAACAUCCAAAGAUCAAUGAAUGGUUGUCGUUAGUUGAGAAGGAAAUGAGAAUGACACUGGCUAAGCUGUUAGCUUCUGCUGUCUCAGAUAUUGUUCCAUUUAAGCAGGGAACAUUUAAACAAGCAGAUUACAUGAAUUGGUUGGACAAAUAUCAGACACAGACUGUGGUAUUGGCAGCACAGAUUUCAUGGUCAGAAGAUAUUGAAAAUUGUCUUCAAACCAUAGCAAACAAUAAUGACAACAACUUGAAGCCUCUGGAGGAUGUACUACAGGCUGUUGAAUCAACAUUAAACAUUUUAGCUGACUCUGUGCUCCAGGAACAGCCUCCUGUUCGCAGAAGGAAACUGGAACAUUUGAUAACCGAAUUUGUCCACAAGAGAGAUGUGACCAGGUCACUUAUAAAGAAAAAAGUGACCAGUCCCAAGUCCUUUGAGUGGCUCAGCCAGAUGCGUUUCUAUUUUGACCCCCGGCAACCAGAUGUGCUUCAGCAGUUGUCUAUUCACAUGGCUAAUGCUAAAUUCAACUAUGGUUUCGAGUACCUUGGAGUACAGGAGAAACUUGUGCAGACCCCACUCACUGAUCGUUGUUAUUUGACCAUGACCCAGGCUCUGGAAUCUCGGUUGGGUGGCUCUCCUUUUGGCCCUGCUGGUACGGGGAAAACAGAGUCUGUAAAAGCAUUAGGACACCAGCUAGGAAGAUUUGUUCUUGUGUUCAACUGUGAUGAGACCUUUGACUUCCAGGCCAUGGGACGUAUCUUUGUUGGGCUAUGCCAAGUUGGUGCUUGGGGUUGUUUUGAUGAGUUCAACAGAUUGGAGGAAAGAAUGUUGUCUGCUGUCUCCCAGCAAGUGCAGAUGAUACAGGAGACUUUGAGAAACCAGCAGAACAGCAAAGAAGGUUUAACAGUGGAACUUAUUGGGAAACAAGUCCGAGUGAACUCAGACAUGGCUAUCUUCAUAACUAUGAACCCUGGUUAUGCUGGUCGAUCAAAUCUUCCUGAUAAUCUCAAAAAACUAUUCCGCUCCCUAGCCAUGACAAAGCCUGAUCGUCAGUUGAUUGCCCAAGUGAUGUUGUAUUCUCAAGGUUUUCGUUCAGCAGAGAAACUGGCUAGCAAGAUUGUGCCAUUUUUCAGACUUUGUGAUGAGCAGUUGUCAGAUCAAUCACAUUAUGACUUUGGCUUGAGAGCUCUGAAGUAUGUUCUAGUAAGUGCUGGAAACAUAAAAAGAGACCGUAUCCAAAGAGUAAUAGACGACUUGAAAGAGAGAGGAGAAGAAGUUGAUGAGGGAACUAUUGCAGAAAAACUCCCAGAACAAGAUAUUUUGAUCCAGAGUGUGUGUGAGACCAUGGUUCCCAAAUUGGUAGCUGAAGAUAUUCCACUACUGUUUUCUUUGUUGUCCGAUGUGUUUCCUGGCAUUGAGUACACUAGGGCCGAGAUGAAAGGCCUGAGGGAAAAGAUUAUACAAGUGUCACAGGAAAUGUACCUGGCAUGUGGCGAAGGAGAGGAACAAGGAGGUUCUUGGAUGGAGAAGGUUCUUCAGCUGUUCCGUAUCUCCCAACUAAACCAUGGCUUAAUGAUGGUUGGACCUAGUGGCAGUGGGAAAACAAUGGCAUGGCAAGUGCUUCUGAAAGCUCUUGAUAGGUACGAAGGUGUUGAAGGUGUCGCCCAUGUGAUUGAUCCAAAGGCCAUAUCCAAAGAAGCUUUGUAUGGAACACUGGACCCAAAUACACGUGAAUGGACGGAUGGUCUCUUCACCCACAUCUUGAGAAAGAUUAUAGACAAUGUACGAGGGGAAAUCAACAAACGCCAGUGGAUCAUCUUUGAUGGGGAUGUCGAUCCAGAGUGGGUAGAGAAUUUGAACAGUGUAUUAGAUGACAACAAACUUUUGACCUUGCCAAAUGGAGAGCGCCUCAGCAUUCCACCAAAUGUGCGCAUCAUGUUUGAAGUUCAAGAUCUGCGUUUUGCAACCUUGGCAACGGUGUCCCGAUGUGGAAUGAUCUGGUUCAGUGAAGAUGUCUUGUCAACCGAAAUGAUCUUUGAGAACUUCUUAUCUCGGCUGAGAAAUAUUCCUUUAGAAGAAGCAGAAGAGGAACAAACUUACAAAAAGAAGAGAGAAGGAGAAGCUCUGAAAGAUGAUCUUUUAUCUCCUACACUUCAAGUUCAGCGAGACGUUGCUGCUAUUCUUGCUCCACAUUUCACAUCUGAUGGUUUAGUGAUCAGGGCUCUGGAGUUUGCUAUGCGGCAGGAACAUGUGAUGGACUUCACCAGGUUACGAGCUCUGGGAUCAUUGUUUUCUAUGCUUAACCAGUCGUGUAGAAAUAUUCUGAACUAUAACCAUACUCAUCCUGACUUCCCCAUGCAGCAAGAUCAACUGGAACGUUAUAUUCCAAGAUGCUUGAUUUACACUCUUCUUUGGUCAUUUGCUGGAGACGCUAGGUUGAAAGUUCGGUCUGACUUGGGUGAUUUCAUUCGUAGUACUACGACCAUCCCCUUACCUCCCAACUCAGCUAUGCCUAUUAUAGACUUUGAGGUGACAGUGAGUGGAGAAUGGUUACCUUGGCAGAACAAGGUACCCCAGAUUGAAGUGGAAACACACAAAGUAGCUGCUCCUGACAUCGUAGUUCCUACUGUGGACACAGUGCGUCAUGAAUCUCUACUCUACACCUGGUUGGCUGAACAUAAACCCUUGGUUCUGUGUGGACCACCAGGCUCAGGGAAGACUAUGACUCUGUUCAGUGCGUUGAGAUCGUUACCAGAUAUGGAGGUUGUAGGUCUGAACUUCUCUAGUGCUACUACUCCAGAACUACUUCUGAAAACUUUUGAUCAUUAUUGUGAAUACCGAAGAACGCCAAAUGGAGUGGUUCUGGCUCCCAUUCAGCUGGGCAAGUGGUUGAUUCUGUUCUGUGAUGAAAUCAACUUGCCUGAUAUGGACAAAUAUGGUACUCAGCGUGUCAUCUCCUUCUUGCGCCAGUUGGUAGAGCAUGGCGGGUUCUUCCGUACCUCUGACCACUCUUGGGUGAAACUAGAGAGAAUACAGUUUGUAGGAGCCUGUAACCCUCCCACUGAUCCUGGCAGGAAACCUUUGUCUUACAGGUUCCUGAGACACGUUCCAGUUGUUUAUGUGGAUUACCCUGGCGAGACUUCACUGAAACAGAUUUAUGGCACUUUCAAUCGAGCUAUGCUACGGCUCAUACCGAGUCUUAGAACUUUUGCAGAACCACUUACGGCAGCUAUGGUGGAGUUCUAUCUCAUGUCACAGGAGAGAUUUACUCAAGACAUGCAGCCUCAUUAUGUAUACAGUCCUCGUGAGCUCACUCGCUGGGUUCGAGGAAUAUGUGAAGCAAUUAGACCUUUGGAGACUCUGCCUGUUGAGGGGCUUGUGAGACUGUGGGCUCAUGAAGGGUUGCGACUCUUCCAAGACAGAUUGGUGGAAGAUGAAGAGAGAACGUGGACCGAUGAGAAUAUCAACAUGGUUGGACUUAAACAUUUCCCAAACAUCGACAGGGAGUCGGCCCUUACUCGACCUAUCCUCUACAGUAAUUGGUUAUCUAAAGACUACAUACCGGUGGAUCGUGAAGAACUCAGAGACUACGUGAAAGCUCGACUGAAGGUGUUCUACGAAGAAGAACUAGAUGUUCCACUGGUGUUGUUUAAUGAAGUGUUGGAUCAUGUGCUGCGAAUUGACAGAAUUUUCAGACAACCCCAGGGUCACUUGUUGCUGAUUGGUGUGAGUGGUGCAGGAAAGACUACUUUGUCACGUUUUGUAGCCUGGAUGAAUGGAUUAAGUGUUUUCCAGAUAAAGGUUCAUAACAAAUAUCACGCUGCUGACUUUGAUGAAGAUCUGAGGAAUGUAUUAAGAAGAUCUGGAUGCAAGGAUGAAAAGAUUUGUUUCAUUUUGGACGAGUCCAACGUGUUGGAUUCCAGUUUCUUGGAAAGAAUGAAUACACUUUUGGCCAAUGGGGAAGUACCUGGAUUGUUUGAGGGUGACGAGUACACUACCCUGAUGACACAGUGUAAGGAAGGGUCCCAAAGAGAAGGACUUAUGUUGGACUCGAAUGAGGAGUUGUACAAGUGGUUCACCCAACAGGUUAUGCGUAAUCUACAUGUGGUUUUCACCAUGAACCCGUCUUCGGAAGGCUUGAAGGACAGAGCAGCCACUUCACCAGCUUUAUUUAACAGGUGUGUACUGAACUGGUUUGGAGACUGGUCUGAUAGCGCCCUCUUCCAGGUGGGAAAAGAAUUUACUUCAAAACUGGACUUGGACAAAAGUGCUUACAGAGCACCUGAUUACUUUCCUGUGAUUGUCCCAGGGUUGUCUGUUCCUCCAAACCACAGAGAUGCCAUCGUUAAUGCUUUUGUUUAUGUUCACCAAACUCUACAUCAUGCUAAUGCUCGUCUGGUCAAGAGAGGUGGACAUACCUCUACAAUCACACCACGUCACUACCUGGACUUCAUCAAUCACUAUGUGAAACUUUUCAACGAGAAACGUUCAGAGUUAGAGGAACAACAGUUGCAUCUCAAUGUCGGUCUCCAAAAGAUCCGAGAAACUGUUGAACAAGUGGAAGAACUACAGAAAUCUCUAGCUCUGAAAAGUCAAGAACUGGAAGCCAAGAACCAGGCUGCUAAUGCUAAACUGAAGGAAAUGUUGAAAGAUCAGCAAGAAGCUGAGAAGAAGAAAAUGCAAUCUCACGAGAUUCAAGAUGCUCUAAGGAAACAAGAAGCUGUAAUCAAAGAGAAACGGGCUAGUGUCAUGGAGGACCUAGCACAAGUGGAGCCAGCUGUUAUUGAAGCCCAGCAAGCGGUCAAAGGAAUCAAGCGGCAACAUUUGGUGGAGGUUCGAUCAAUGGCCAACCCUCCGCCACCCGUCAAGAUGGCUUUGGAGUCUAUCUGCCUUCUGCUUGGGGAACCAGCCCCUGACUGGAAGGCUAUUCGUGCAGUCAUCAUUCGUGACAACUUCAUCCCUACCAUUGUCAACUUUGCCUGUGAAAAUCUCUCGGAUGACAUACGGAACAAAAUGAAAACGAGAUACCUGAACAAUCCAGACUACAACUUUGAGAAAGUCAAUCGUGCCAGUUUGGCCUGUGGACCAAUGGUCAAAUGGGCUAUAGCUCAAAUUAGCUAUGCCGACAUGCUGAAGCGGGUAGAACCAUUACGUAAUGAGCUCAAGAGCCUGGAAUCAGAAGCCGAUGAAAACAAACAGAAAGCGAAGGAGAUGAAUGACAUCAUUGCUCAGCUGGAGAAAAGUAUUGCAUCAUACAAAGAGGAGUAUGCUAGCCUUGUAAGCCAAGCACAAGCUAUCAAGUCUGACCUUGCUUCAGUGCAGGCUAAGGUUGAUCGCAGCAUUGCCUUGUUGAGAAGUUUGAGCUCAGAGAAAGAACGAUGGGAAGCCACUAGUGAAACCUUUAAGAACCAGAUGGCUACUAUCAUAGGAGAUGUUGUUUUGUCUUCAGCAUUCCUUGCUUAUGCCGGUAAAUAUUUUUUAUCACUUCAUUAG